Molecule: messenger RNA, 3186 nt
Organism: Pantherophis guttatus
Lineage: Eukaryota; Metazoa; Chordata; Lepidosauria; Squamata; Colubridae
Source: RefSeq, a predicted model, not a curated record
GCUUCGGGCUCAACUCCAGGGACAAUGGAUGCCCUUUUGGGGGACCUGAAAGAAAAGGUUUUGGGAUGGAGCCUCAGGGAGAAAAGCUACCGAUGAGCUCGGUGGGAGUCGAAUAGGACUUGAUGGCACACAAGGAAGAACAGAAUCCAUGAGAAUAUCUUCAAGCGCCUUAGGGUAGAUAGAACGAGCGUGGUCUUCGGCCUUCCGUCGCCAGAGGGCGCCCUACUCGCGUCCAGGAAUAAACUACGAGAGUUCAUUGAUUCGCCCUGGGGCCGUAUUCCUAGAGGGGAUGUGGAGGAGAGGAGGCGAAGGUCAGAGGAACUUCCUCUUCCGGCUCACCCAAGGAUAAUGGCGUCGGCGGAGCCUCUUGUGCUGCUUGGAGGGUGGAAGCGGCUGCUGGGAGACAAAGGAUGGUAAGGAGAUUACUGUGGAAAACAGAAACUGAGAAGCAGCAUUAAAAAGGAAAACAAGCCAUCAAACAAAAAUUUUUCCCUUCCUCUGGAAAGUGAAAACCUCUUUUCAUUCCUCAGCAGAUGAGAGACAAGGGAGAGAAUAACAAGAACAACCUUUUGAGCUGGAAAAAAUAGACUUUAUGAAAGCAUUAAAUGAGAAGGCAAGGAGGAUAAUUUCCAAGUAAAGAAAAAGUGGGAAAUUCCUGGAAGUCAGUGGAAAGGAAAAGGUCCCUUGGAUAGCCAGAUUGGGCAGGCAUUAUUUGAAUUCUUUGAGGAAGGAAAGAAUGGCUUGAAUCAAAGAACCUCCAAGUAAGAGAUCAGAAAUAUUUUUGGCUUCCACAAAAAUCUAAUAAUAUGAAUGUUGGAAAAACAACACAGACCGCAUAAUGUGGGCUGAAAACAUAUUGUAGAUCACAGCUGACUAUGCAUAAGAGGAUCCACCAAAUGAAAAGCCAUAGGAAUGUUUGGAAUGCAACAAAAGCUUUACUCCGAAAAGCUUCCUCAUGAUUGAUGGAAGAACCCUAUUGGAGAGAAUCUCUACCAGUGGCAAAAGGAUUACAAUGCGCAUACAUGUAAGACAAAAGAGGACUUGCACUGGCGAGAAACAGUUUGAAUGUUCUGAUUGUGGGAAAUGUUUCACAUGGAAUUCUGAGCUGCUGAUACACCAGAGGACUCACACGGGAGAGAAACCAUAUGAGUGUCCAGAUUGUGGGAAAAGUUUCAGUCAGAAUUCCAAUCUGGUGAGACAUCGGAAGACUCACACAGGAGAAAAACCAUAUGAGUGUCCAGAUUGUGGGAAAAGUUUCUGUCAGAUUUCCUACCUGGUGAAACAUCAGAGAACUCACACAGGAGAGAAACCAUAUGAGUGUCUAUAUUGUGGGAAAAGUUUCAGUCAGAAUUCCCACCUGGUGGAACACCAGAGGACUCACACAGGAGAAAAACCAUAUGAGUGCCUGGAUUGUGGGAAAAGUUUCAGAUGGAAUUUCCACCUGGUGGAACACCAGAGGACUCACACGGGAGAAAAACCGUAUAAAUGUUUAGAUUGUGGGAAAAGUUUCGGUCGGAAGUCUCACCUGGUGGUACAUCAGAGAACUCAUACCGGAGACAAACGGUAUCACUGUCCAGAUUGUGGGAAAAGUUUCGCUCGGAAUUCCCACCUGCUGAUGCACCAGAGAACUCACACAGGAGAAAAACCAUAUCGGUGUCCAGAUUGUGGGAAAAGUUUCAGUCAAAAUUCCUACCUGGUGAGACACCAGAGGACUCACACAGGAGAAAAACCGUAUAAGUGUCUUGAAUGUGGGAAAAAUUUCAGUUGGAAUUCCAAUUUGGUGAUACACCGGAGGACUCAUACAGGAGAGAAACCGUAUGAAUGUCCGGAUUGUGGGAAAGAUUUCAGUACUAGGUCUAGCCUUAUAAAUCAUGUAAGGUUACACAUAGGGGAGUAAUCAUUCAAAUAACCAGACGACAGACUGUGUUUCGCACAACAUUCUUCCCUUAUUACACACAAGAAAUUCCAUCUGAGGCAAAAUUUAAUGUGUGUAGAGGAAUCUUGAAUUUUGUUUCUUUUCUCUCAUUGGAUGCCCAGCUGAACAAUUAACUAUUUAAUUUUUUUGCAUGAUUCUUUUAGUAAAACAUGUCUUAGUAUCAAACAUGAGAGUGGAAUAGAAUAGAAUAACAGAGUUGGAAGGGACCUUGUAUGCCGUCUAAUCCAACCCACUGCUCAAGCAUGUUAUCCUAUACCCAUGAUGGCGAACCUAUGACAAGUGUGCCAGAGGAGGCACGCAGAACCCUCUCUGUGGGCACGCAGGCCAUUGCUCCAGUUCAGCUCCGCUGUAUAUGCACACACAUCUCCCACCAGCCAGCUGGUCUUUGGGUCUCUGCCAUGCAUACGCGAGGGGCGGGCAAGGAGGCAGUGUACGCACGCUCAGGAGAGGCAUAUUCAGGGCUACGCACACAUGGGCGGGUGUUGGGACGCAUGGGCGGGGGCUGCACAUGCAUUGCAUUUUGGGGGUUCAGGCAGGCACACGCGCUUUGGGUACUCGGUCCGAAAAAGUUUAGCCAUCACUGUCCUAUACCAUUUCUGACAAGUAGCAGUCACAUCUCUCCUUGAAAGCCUCCAGUGAUGAAGCACUCACAACUUCUGAAGGUGAGUUGUUCCGUUGGUUGAUUGUUAUCACUGUCUCAGAAUGUCUCCUUAUUUCUAGGUUGAAUCUCUCCUUGAUCAGUUUCCAUCCAUUGUUCCUUGUCUGCCCUUCGGGUGCUUUGGAAAAUAGACUGUCCCCCUCUCUUUAUGACAAUCCCUCAAAUAUUGGAAGACUGUUAUGUCACCCCUUCUUCUUCUAUUCACUAGACUGGCCAUGUCUAAUGCUCUUCUAACCAUUCUUCAUAUGUUUUAGCCGGGAGGCCUCUAAUCUGAUUUGAACUUCCUUUUUCUUUCUUUGUUCUUCGUUUCUCUUUCUUUUCUCUAAUCUUAUCUGAUCUUCCUUUCUCUGGCCCAGUGCGGUCGUUCCUUAUCACGGAAUCAAGGAGAACUGCUAUGCUGGGCCAGAGUAAAGGAGCUUGCAUCUCUAUUAUGUAUGUUUGCCGCCUUGAGUUAUUUCUACAUAUAAUAAAGGAUAUAAGCAUGUAUGUAUGUAUGCAUGUAUUUUUACUUAGCAUGAAAAUAUGUAUGGCAGCCCCACUCAUAAUGACUCCACAUGGUUUACAGCAAUAAAACUAAUACAGAAACCAAUAA